UAACUAACUUCUAACAACAAACCAACUUCUUCAACUCGCGGGGGAAAGGAAACUCUUUUUUGACAGCUAAACGGCAAACGGGCAUAAUAUUAUUGCAUUUUCUAGUUUAGUAACGGUAGACUUUCAAAGUAGAUUGCUCUACUAGGCCUGUAGUGGGCUACCUGCCAGGAUAAAAUGAAAGAUGACAAUGAUGAUUAUAGUGAUGGAGAGGAAGAUUGGAGCAAACCAGUUAGUUUAUCUGAUGAUGGUAGUAAAUCAGAGGUUUAUACAUCACCUAAACCAAGUACCGGUACCGGUACUACAAGUGUAACUAACAAACAUGCAAACAUUGAAGCACAACACCUCCGAACCAUCAUACAUAUUGAUAUGGAUUGUUUUUAUGCUCAAGUAGAAAUGAUUAAAAAUCCAAACCUUGCUAAUAUACCUCUUGGUAUUCAGCAGAAGUAUAUUAUAGUCACAUGUAAUUAUCCAGCUAGAGCUCUAGGUGUUAAUAAGUUGAUGUCCAUUAAAGAUGCCAGGGCUAAAUGUCCAUCAUUGGUAUUAGUUAGUGGAGAAGAUUUAACAGAUUAUCGUAAAAUGUCCUAUAGGAUAUCUGAACAUCUGUUGAAAUAUACUAAGAAAGUUGAACGUCUAGGUUUUGAUGAGAAUUUUUUAGAUGUAUCCGAUCUAGUAGGGACAAGAAUGAAGGAGAAAACACUUCAUCUGGUAUCUGGAUAUACCUAUGGAUCAGAUGAUAAAGAUGUCAAUAUUAAUGAAUAUAAACAAUGUUCAUGUGGAUGUAAUCUGAGACUUACUGUAGGAUCACAGAUAGCUAGUGAAAUACGACAGAGUUUAUUACAAGAACUAGGAAUAACAUGUUGUGCUGGUAUAUCAUAUAAUAAACUAUUAGCUAAACUUGUUGCUGGUAUACAUAAACCUAAUCAACAAACUACACUCUUUCCUGAUCAGUCAUUUCAAUUAGUAAACUCUCUACCUAAAGCUCAAAAUAUACCAGGUAUAGGAUAUGGAAUGGCUAAGAGAUUAGCUGGUAUUGGUGUUAAUUCUGUGUGUGAUCUAUUUAACUGUAGUAAAGAUAAACUAGUUAGUGAAGUAGGAGAACAAACAGCUAUAUUAUUACAACAUUUAUCAGCUGGUAUAGAUAAUACACCUGUAAUACAAUAUGGACUACCACAGUCAAUAUCAGAUGAAGAUUCACAUAGAAAACUAAGUUUAAUGUCAGAAGUUGAAAAAGAAAUAAAAGGACUUGUAACUAAUGUUGUUAAAAGAGUUGAAGAAGAUGGUAGAUAUCCCCAAACAUUACGAGUUACAAUAAGGAAGUUUACACCUAGACAAGAUUAUUCUAAUGGUGGUCGAGAAAGUAGACAAUGUCCUAUAUCCACAUCUUUGUUUCAACAUAUUAAUAAAGAUAAAUCUGUUGUGAUAAACUCAUUAGUCGACAUGUCAUUGACUCUUUUCAAGAAAAUGGUGGACAUCACUAAAUCAUUCCAUUUAACUCUUAUUAAUAUCUGUGUUACUAAAUUUACUAAAGUUAUUGGUGAGGAUAUCUCUUCCUUCUUUCAACACAAAACAUGGCAAGAUGAAAAACAAGUUAUUUCAGAUAUGAAGCCUGUGGAAACUAAAGUUCAAAACCAAAGUAGCCCUGCAUUGAACAUGUCGUUGACAUCACCCACUAAAGGAAUACAAGAUUUUUUCGGAACUAGUUCUUCGAAACGGAAAGGAACAUCUCCAUCUGAAUUAGUUAAUAAAAGAUCAAAAUUGGAUAGAAAUAGUGUGUCUACAAAUACAAGUUUUUCGUUAGAACAAGAGACUGAUAAAAGACUUGUUGAUCUGGAUGUGGAUUUAGACGUUUAUAACCAGUUGCCAGAAGACAUUAAGAAAGAAAUUUUACAAAGCCAUACAAGUCAUUCCAAUUCAUCAAAAAGCACUUCAAAAUCUAUACAUACUGAAUCAAAGAGAAAACGUUCUUUAGAAUCUUUCUUCAGUGGUAAGGGCAGUAUGACUAAUAAAUUAAAGACCACACCACCGAAGCUAUUUGAAACAAAAUCUAAAGUGACUAAAUCUCCUAUCCAAAAUAAACAUUCAGCUAAUUCAGAGGAAAGUGAUAAAGAACUCUGUGUGUCAUCUAUAAUUAUCCCAUCAUCAUCAUCAUCAUCAUCAUUAUCCACUGAAUUUUGUGACACAAAUGUUGAUGAGUGUAAUAAUUUUAUACCCCCGAAUAUAGACAAGAGUGUUUUUAUAAACUUACCUAGUGACAUUCAACAAGAAUUAGUUAAUGAAUGGAAACAUACUAAUAAACCUAAAAUAUCACUGAAUUCAGAUAAACAGAAAAAGACUAAUGGUAUUCUUGGUUAUUUUAAAAAGAAAUAAAUUUUAAUCAUU
Molecule: messenger RNA, 2379 nt
Organism: Patella vulgata (common limpet)
Lineage: Eukaryota; Metazoa; Mollusca; Gastropoda; Patellidae
Product: DNA polymerase iota
Exons: 10
Coding region: 175-2367 (730 amino acids)
Biological process (GO): translesion synthesis
Molecular function (GO): DNA-directed DNA polymerase activity; damaged DNA binding
Source: RefSeq, a predicted model, not a curated record